AUGUCGACCUGCCCCCUUUGCCGCACAACGUCUCUCCUAGUCGGAACCACGGACAAGAUACCACCAUGCCCAAAGAACGUCAAUACUUGUAUCCCAUGUGCCAAACUCAAAGCUCUCUUGGGGGAGAUCGUGACCGCCAAAGCGCAUCUCGCAGAGUUGCUUACACGGAUUCCACCCCUCCAUCACGCCAUGAACCACGCCCAUGACCCCCUCGAAAACCGACUUCCUCCAGAGAUCACAUCGCAUAUAUUCACUUUAUACGUGAAUUCCUCCCACCUGUCUACUUCCGAGUACGACGUUCAGGACAACAACCGAUACCUCCCGUUCACUCUCAGUGCUGUCUGCAAGAGAUGGCGAGAAAUCGCCUGGGCUACGCCGAAUUUGUGGGCCACUAUGAACUGGCUCGAACGUUCAAGAAGUCUCCCGCUCACCCUUGUCAUACGUUCACGGUCUCCUCUAUUCAUUAAUGCAAACCCCUGCGAAAGGAACGAUAUCCAGUCCUUAAUCAACGCCGUCAACGCUUAUUCGAGUCGCUGGGCUCGUCUUAUCAUACAUGCACCCCAUUCUGUGAUAUCACGCCUUCGCGGAGACGGUCGAGGGACGACAAUCCUCAACGAUCUGGAUAUAAAAAUCUGUGAGUCCGAGAGAAUGGACGCUGCCGAUAACUCGACUUCUUUCUUCAUAUCCGGCGUCAUUCCAACUCCAGAGCACGUCUCCAUUCGAGGCUUGCGAUUUCGCGCUAUCGGACUCAACUGGUGCAAUGUCGUCAGCGUCAACCUGUCUGGACUGUUUGUCGAUGAAUGCCUCUGCCUCUUUCGUGAAGCAGAUCAACUUCACUAUUGCAAGCUUCGCGUCGUGUCGGGAAACGACGGACACUCACUCUCACAAUCCGACAUUCUGAACGGAGCAAUCCAAGAUUUACAGAUCGAGUUCUCCGACGCUGAGCUGUUGCCAUCGCUAUUCUCCAGGAUUAAAUUCCCUGCAUUAAACAGCCUCGAAUGCGAGGCAAGUGACUCUGAUUAUGGUGGCGAUCGCGACACCACUGAGGCAAUAGCGGCUUUUGUUUCGCGUUCAGCCUGCCCCCUGGAGUACCUGCAGCUAUGCGAACUCAGGGCUCCUACAGCGGACAUCAUUCGGCUACUCAAGUUGACCACCAAGCUCGAAUCCUUACACUUGUUCGACAACUUCAUAAUGGAUGAGUUUCUCGACUUCAUGGCUCAGACGAAUACCGCCCCAGAAGAGGGUGACCACUUUCUCCCCUGCCUCAAGUCGUUCUCUUUCGGCGGCCCUCAGACGUAUUCCUGGACUUCAAUUAGGCGCCUUGCUCUAGUCCUUUCAGCGGGGGUCACUGAAGUUGGACAGACACUUUCGGAAAAGUUCCAGCAUUUCCUCCACCUCCUCAUCAUCUUCGACGGCACUGACGAUGCUGACAUGGAACAGCAUACUGCCGGCGCAGGUGGUGACGUUGACCCAAUAGUUUUCGCGGCCUCCGUCCCCUUUGGCGUUGGAGUUGGCGAUGGCGUUGGAUGCUGA
Cyclocybe aegerita is the source of this 1533-nucleotide messenger RNA. NCBI's taxonomy places the organism in Eukaryota, Fungi, Basidiomycota, Agaricomycetes, Agaricales, Hemipholiotaceae. The record is from the annotation of a GenBank genome assembly.